Messenger RNA from Manacus vitellinus (golden-collared manakin), 741 nucleotides. RefSeq names its product mitochondrial ribosomal protein L17 (gene MRPL17). Gene Ontology annotation, molecular function: structural constituent of ribosome. Gene Ontology annotation, cellular component: ribosome; mitochondrial large ribosomal subunit. Gene Ontology annotation, biological process: translation. The transcript has 3 exons. Lineage: Eukaryota; Metazoa; Chordata; Aves; Passeriformes; Pipridae. The record is from RefSeq and is a predicted model, not a curated record. The coding region runs from base 15 to 515 and encodes 166 amino acids.
GGAAGGGCGGCGGGAUGCGGCUGUCGGUGGCGGCCGCCAUCUCGCACGGCCGCGUGUACCGGCGGCUCGGGUCCGGCCCGAAGGGGCGCCUGGACCUGCUGCGCAACCUGGUGACGGCGCUGGUGCGCCAUGAGCAAUCGAAGACGCCCCGGGCGCGGGCGACGAGAAUGCGCGGCUACGCGACUCAUCGACUUACCCAAGCGGGGGACACGGACGAGCGCGCCAUGCGCAUGGCGAACUUCUGGCUGACGGAGAAGGACCUCAUCCACAAGCUGUUCAAGGUGCUGGCGCCGCGGUUCCAGCCGCACCCCGGGAGCUACACGCGCAUGCUGCAGAUCCCCAACCGGGACGCGCUGGACCGCGCGAAGAUGGCGGUGAUCGAGCUGAAGGGGAACCCGCUGCCGCCGCUCGUCCGCCCGCGCCGCGACUCCGAGAAGACGCUGCUCAACCAGCUGCUCAAGGGCUACCGGGAGGACCUGCAAAGGGCGGCGGCCCCGCCGGGCACCCCUGUCUAGGGGUCCCCCCGUGCCCCGAGGGGCUGUCCUGGAGCACGGGAAUGGAAGGUGUGUGUGUCGGGAGGGCUGGAGGUUGGUCGCUAACCUGAGGUUGCCAUGGGAGGCGCGCACAGUUUACUUGCUUCUUCCCGUGGUUUGAAUAGAGACUCGGCAAGAGGAGGAAAUCAAGCUGGGAGCCCUGGUGGUUGAUGUUCUCUGUGUAAAUAAACUUUGUUCAGAAACUUCA